Messenger RNA from Aspergillus oryzae RIB40, 684 nucleotides. Its product is annotated as Rho4-like protein. Lineage: Eukaryota; Fungi; Ascomycota; Eurotiomycetes; Eurotiales; Aspergillaceae. The transcript is spliced from 3 exons. The record is from RefSeq and is a predicted model, not a curated record. Gene Ontology annotation, biological process: small GTPase-mediated signal transduction. The coding region runs from base 1 to 684 and encodes 227 amino acids. Gene Ontology annotation, molecular function: GTPase activity; GTP binding.
AUGUCGGAAGCGACGAAUAUCACUCAACCACCGGCAUACUCGAAAAAGUUCGUAGUGGUCGGCGAUGGUGGAUGCGGAAAGACAUGUCUCUUAAUUAGUUACUCGCAAGGGUAUUUUCCGGAGAAAUACGUUCCGACAGUGUUUGAGAACUACAUCACGCAAACCGUCCAUCGGGCGUCAGGGAAGACGGUCGAACUUGCCCUCUGGGAUACUGCAGGCCAGGAAGAGUACGACCGUUUGCGCCCAUUAUCCUAUCCCGAGACUGAUUUACUCUUUGUUUGCUUUGCUAUUGAUUGCCCCGCCUCUCUAGAGAAUGUGAUGGAUAAGUGGUACCCCGAGGUCCUACAUUUCUGCCCUACGACUCCAAUCAUUCUGGUUGGUCUAAAGUCAGAUUUGCGCAAUAAGAGGACUUGCAUUGAACUCCUUAAAACCCAAGGACUGACACCAGUGACCCCGGAGCAAGGUCAGACAGUGGCUCGGCGGAUGAAUGCCUCGUACAUUGAAUGUAGUAGCAAGGAAAUGCGCGGCGUGGACGGGGUAUUCGAAAUGGCCGUUGACACUGUUGUGUCGGCCGAAGAACAGUUUAGCUGGAACAACCGUCAAAAUCAUAGUGCCAGUGGCAAAGCUACUGGAGGUGGCGGCGGUCCUAAGAAGGUCAAGAAGCGUACAUGCAAGAUUUUAUAG